Molecule: messenger RNA, 3195 nt
Organism: Physella acuta
Lineage: Eukaryota; Metazoa; Mollusca; Gastropoda; Physidae
Product: CCAAT/enhancer-binding protein zeta
Cellular component (GO): nucleus
Source: RefSeq, a predicted model, not a curated record
GGGGAGAUAAUGCCAAAAGAAAAAUUGUAAAAUUAAAAUGGCACCUGUUUUGAAGAAAGAUGCUAAAGCACGCGGACAAAAAAAUAAAACAGACUUAGAAAUAGACGAUCUGAUAACAGAGGAAGACAAAGUGAUAUUACAAAAUGUUGAAGAUGUUGAUGAAGAAUCAGCUGUUGAUGUGGAUGCUAAUGGGGAAGACAUCCCUGAGUCUGAGAUUUUAGCUUUUCUUCAAAAGCUUGGAGUUGAAAAGCACAGACCUUUUCCUGUAGCUACAGCCAAGGGAAGUAAAAAUGAUAAAAGUAAAAAGGAAGCUAACAAAUCCAGUGCUACAACAGAAACAACUAAGCAGAAAAAGGAUGUGCAGGCCUCUACCAAGAAAAAUGCAGAAAAAAAUAAACCCCCUGUUAAGGCAGAGGAUUUAAAACCUGUUCUGCAGUUUCUGAAGUUGCCUAAAGCAAGAAAAAAUUUGUUACUGAAGCCUGGUCAAAUGUGGAGAGAGGAGAAGGCUCAUCCUAUACCAGAUCAACCACCAGAUGGAACAGUUUUACAAGAAGCAGAAAAACUGGCAAAAAAAAUACUUGAGGAAGAAAUUUCUAUGUACUCCACAGAGAAGGCAGGCACUAAAAAUUCAGAAGCUCGUUGGUUAAAAACAGUCCUGGCUUCGGGUACCCUGUCUGACAAGAUGGCUGCCCUGACAUUGUUGAUACAAGAAUCUCCUGUACACAACAUGUCAAGUAUAGAUUCGCUGAUUGCAAUGGCAGGCAAAAAAGGAAGAAGAGAGGCUAUGAUGGCUGUUGAUACUUUAAGAGAUUUAUUUAUAUCUGGUUUAUUGCCUGAGGAGAGGAAAUUAAGAGCAUUUAAACAGCAACCGUUGACAGAGAUAUUAAAACUGAGUGAAGGAAAUCUUGACACAAGAGACAGGAUCCUGUUGAUGUGGAGCUUUGAAGAUCAACUCAAACUAAAAUAUGCACAGUUUAUAAAGACCUUAGGGGAGAUGUCUUUUGAUACUUUGCAAACAUCAAAGGAAAAAGCACUUAGUACAAUACAUCAUUUGUUAACCAGCAAGCCUGAGCAAGAAAAUGCUCUGCUCCCCAUGCUAGUCAAUAAACUCGGUGAUCCACUCAUCAAAUCUAAGGCUAUGUACCUUUUGACUAAACUAGUUGAUGAACAUCCCAACAUGAAAGCUGUCAUUGUCAGAGAAGUAGAGCAGCUUCUGUACAGGCCUAAUGUUUCACAGCGAGCUCAGUACUAUGCUAUCUGCUACUUAACUCAGCUACACUUGAGUCACCAAGAGAAUGAACUUGCCUCUAAACUUAUCCAGAUUUAUUUCUUCUUUUUCCAAAGUUAUUUAAAGAAAGGUGAGGUGGAUAACAAGAUGAUGAGUGUUCUGCUUUCUGGCGUCAACAGGGCAUAUGCCUUUGCUAAAGCAAACAAAGAAGAACUGGCACAGCAGAUGGAUGCGGUUUAUAAAAUAAUUCCGUCGGUCAACUUCCACACAGGUAUCCAGGCCCUGAUGUUGUUGUACCAGGUGACAGACUCCACUUCCAGCACCUCUGACCGCUACUAUAUGUGCCUGUACCGCAAGCUGGCUGACCCAGCGCUAAGCAACUCUUCUAAGCAGUCCAUCUUUAUGAAUCUUUUGUUUAAAAGUUUGCGCAGGGAUAUAGUGGAUCGUAGAGUCAAGGCAUUUAUCAAGAGGAUAUUGCAAGUGUAUUCGCCCCAGCCCCCUCAGAUUAUCUGUGGUGUUCUCAUCCUCUUGUCUCAGAUUUUGAAAGAGAAGCCCGGCCUUAUAAAGUCAAAGCAAAUAACAAAGGGUCAGUGGUUUGAUGAUGAUGACGAGGAACAUUUUGUUGACCAACCAGAUCCUGACGAUAGUACUGUGACACCUAGUAUAGAGGUCAGCAUGACAGAGGAGGUGGACAAGGGUAACACUGAGACCAACACACAGACUAAAACCCAGUCGUCUUGGGUUCAUCGGAAAAAUGUUGGUGGACAAGGUCAUGCAGCAGACUAUGACCCCUAUAGCAGAAACCCGUUGUACUCCCGUGCCGAGCUGGAACUUGUGUGGGAGCUGCAGCAGUUAACCAGACACUACCACCCCACUGUCAGGCUGUACGCUGCAUCUAUCCUUAAGGAGGAGCCUAUAGAAUACGAUGGUGAUCCAGUUAAAGACUUCACCUUGGCCCGCUUUCUGGAUAGGUUUGUUUACAAGAAUCCCAAGAAAAAUCUGGGUGAACAACAACAAAAGUGGGGUCAGUUUAAGAAAGCGGGACCUGGAGGGAUCAGGGCCAUACCUGUCAACUCUAGGGAGUUUCUGGAACUGGGGGAGAGCAAUGUACCUGAGGAUGAGAAGUUCUUUUACAGGUACUUCAAUGAAAGAGCCAACAGGGUCCAAGACAAUGAUGACAGUGAUGAUGGGAGUGUGGGAGAUGAGGAGUUUGAUGCUUUCUUGGAUAACUUUGAAAAAAAUGUUGACAGAGAUGAUGACUUGGAUGAUAUGGAUCUAGAUUUUGCUGGAGACAAACAUAAAAACAAGGCAACCCCUAAGGCUAAAGAGUCUGAGAGUGAAGAAAGUGAUGCUGAUGAUGUUGACGACGAUGAUGAUGUGGAUUUCUCUGAUGAUGAACUGGCUGCGGAGUUUAAUCAGGAAAUGUCUGGCAUGGAUUUCGAUGACAGCCAGAUGGAGGUGGAGUUUUCACCGGACGAAGACGAUGAACUCCAAACAAUGAUGCAGCCAAGCCUUGGCAAAAACAAGAAAAAAGGGAGAAAAGAAAUGGCUGGGAAGAAGAAAAACAAAGACGACACUACAAACUUGUUUGCGUCUGCUGAAGAAUUUGCUCACCUGCUUGAGGAGGAAACAGAAGGCAACCAGGUCUCGCUGGGAGGCACUGGUGAUGUGAUAAACAAAGACAAAGCAGCACAAAAACAACUGGCAUGGGAGAAACAAAGGGAAUUCUGGCUCAAGGACAAGAAGAGGAAGGGAGGUAAACCAGGUCAUAAAGGUGGCAAAGGGAGGCCACUUAAAAACAAAUUCUCACAAGGGCAGAAAAAGUUGGUAGCCAAAAAGAAAUUUAAAAGAUGAUGAAUAUAUUUUAAUUAAAUUCUUUAUUUUAUUUGUCUGCUUUGUUAGUUGUUGGUUUUGAUCUAUGAACUGUCAAUAAAAAUAAUUUAAAAAACGAAUAUGAAUAUGUUAAU